AAUAAAUAAAAGAUGAAGAAGAAGAAGAUGAAGCUCACUCACACUUAUCUCAAGCAACAGUCGUCCCGAUCACACCAUUACUCGCAUCAUUACAGUUAGAAAUUAGCAGUAAUAAAAAUGAUGAAGCUCUCUUGUUCACCCUCUCACACACCUUUCCCCAUCCCAACAAACCCAACUCAUUCUUUCUUGCUUUGCUUUCACUCUCCCUCUCUCUUUCUCUAAUUUAAUACUUUAUUUCUUCUCGUUCUUAGUUUGCUGAGCUUCUUCUUUGUGCUGCUCUCUGGGUAGGAAACUGAGGCAAGCUCUUUACCUUCUUUAGUUUUGAAGCUUAUUUUUGUUGAAAAAACUGGUACCCAGUUGAAAGGAAGCUUUAAUGGAACCGGGGUCGAGCUCAGAGCCACUGGACAAGGCUGAGAGAGAGAGGGGACCGAGGGGUGGUGCUGCAAUAGGCUCUGUUGAACCCAAGAUCUCGGCUUUUGUGCCGAGGAGGGAUCACAAUCCAAGAGAGCUGAGAUCUUGGGCCAAAAGAACUGGGUUUGUCUCUAAUUUCUCUGGGGAGACAGCUACUAGUGGCAGUGUGAGAAAUGAUAGUGCUGGGUUUGGUUUGGAGACGGGUUUUGAUGAGAGAGGUGGUGGCGGGUCGUCUCCAAAAAUCGAGAUUGAUCCGGUUUUGGGCCGGACUAAGCCCAGUAAAGGGAUUGAGAUUGAGCCAGCUACUGGUCCUGGACAUGGAGGGGUGAGGAAUGAGAGAGAUGAAACAGUGCGGGGUGAGAGUAAGCGGAGGAGGACUGAGAAUGAGCCUGUUUUGGGUGCUAAAGAUGAUGAUAGAAGAGACGGUGUCAAUGGAAAUGAGAAUAGGAAUGGAAGUGGGAAUGGGAAUGGGCAUGGAGUCACACCAGUUGCUUCAGCAGCUGAGCCGAAGAUAAUUGAUGAUGAGAAAUAUGAAAGAGAUGUAGAGAUGAAUUAUCCAGAUGGUGAAGAACCUGUUCAUGGAGGGUGGGGGAGACCGUCUGCAAUGAAGAUUGGAUUGAGAGAAAAUCCGGGUUUUGUUCCACUAAUGUAUUACGGUCUGCAGCACUAUUUAUCACUGGCUGGUUCCCUUAUAUUCAUCCCCCUGAUCAUUGUACCGGCCAUGGGUGGAACAGAUAAGGAUACCUCCACGGUGAUUUCAACAAUGCUGCUGGUUUCUGGAAUGACAACAAUACUGCACUCUUACUUUGGAACUCGACUUCCAUUAGUUCAAGGAAGUUCAUUUGUAUACUUGGCACCGGCACUAGUUAUCAUGAAUGCUCAGGAAUUUCGAAAUCUUACGGAGCAUAAAUUUAGGCAUAUAAUGAGAGAACUGCAAGGAGCUAUAAUUAUUGGUUCGAUAUUUCAGAGCCUCCUGGGAUUUAGUGGUUUAAUGUCUUUAUUGCUGAGAUUGAUACAUCCCAUUAUUGUUGCACCAACAGUUGCUGCAGUAGGUUUAGCGUUUUUUAGCUAUGGCUUUCCACAAGCUGGGAGUUGUGUGGAAAUAAGUGUUCCGCAGAUACUUUUGAUUCUCAUAUUCACCCUGUACCUUCGAGCCGUAUCCAUCUUUGGGCAUCGCUUUUUUCAGAUUUAUGCGGUUCCCUUAAGUGUUAUGAUCAUAUGGACUUAUGCAUUCUUUUUGACAGCCGGUGGAGCAUAUGAUUACAAAGGCUGCAGCCCUGAUAUACCUAGUUCAAAUAUCCUAAUAGAUGCUUGCAGAAAGCAUGCAUAUACUAUGACACAUUGCAGGACCGAUGUUUCAAAUGCAUGGAGAACUGCUGCAUGGGUCAGGAUUCCAUACCCUUUACAGUGGGGUCUCCCUAUCUUCCAUUUCAGGACUUCCAUUAUCAUGAUUUUUGUGUCGCUCGUAGCAUCAGUUGAUUCGGUUGGAACAUACCACACUGCAUCUGUGCGUAUUAAUUUGCAGCCUCCAACGCCAGGAAUUGUCAGCAGAGGAAUUGCAUUGGAGGGUUUCUGCAGUAUAUUGGCUGGAAUUUGGGGUUCAGGUACUGGGUCAACAACCUUGACAGAAAAUGUACAUACGAUUAACAUAACGAAGGUGGCAAAUCGCAGGGCCGUGGAACUUGGAGCAGUUUUCUUAAUCUUUUUCUCGUUUAUAGGAAAAGUGGGUGCCAUUCUUGCCUCUAUACCAUUGGCCUUGGCUGCUUCAGUACUGUGCUUCACGUGGGCCCUUGUUGUGGCAUUGGGUCUCUCAACUUUGCAGAAUAGUAGUCAAGCAGCAAGUUUUAGAAACAUAAUGAUCGUUGGUGUUUCAUUGUUCCUUGGUUUAUCUAUCCCAGCGUAUUUUCAACAGUAUCAACCCGAAUCCAGCCUCAUACUGCCUAGCUAUUUUGUUCCCUAUGGAGCAGCAUCUAAUGGACCACUCCAUACGGGCAUUAAACAACUUGACUUCGUUAUAAAUGGACUACUGUCUUUGAACAUGGUGGUGACAUUUCUAAUAGCAUUCGUACUAGAAAACAGUGUUCCAGGCAGCCGGCAGGAGCGAGGGGUUUAUAUAUGGUCACGUCCAGAAGACAUCUCAACCGAUCCAUCUUUGCUUGAAGAUUAUUCCUUGCCAAGAAAACUUGCAGAUGUCUUUGCCGGGAAAAACAUCUAGGUGUGUGAUAUUUUAUAGUAAUGUGAAAAUGCAAAGGCACUUGGUAGAUUUUGGGGGCACUGAAGAGUGGAUAUAGUAAAGCUGGAGUGAAGAGAAAUGAUAAUCACACGAUAUAGACACAUAGCAAUAGCUUCCUUCACCAAAUUGGAAAUGUUAGAGAAUAGUUUGCAACCAUUGUGAUUCCAAUUGUACAAUGACUUAAAACAGUUUUUUAUGGGCUACAAUUUAGCUCUUUGUAAUAUGUAAAUCCAUCAAAUAGUUAUUCAUUCUAAAUAAAAGUUUAUUGGAACU
This is a messenger RNA of Prunus mume (Japanese apricot), 2917 nucleotides long. Its product is annotated as Xanthine/uracil permease family protein. Gene Ontology annotation, molecular function: transmembrane transporter activity. The record is from RefSeq and is a predicted model, not a curated record. Lineage: Eukaryota; Viridiplantae; Streptophyta; Magnoliopsida; Rosales; Rosaceae. Gene Ontology annotation, biological process: transmembrane transport. Gene Ontology annotation, cellular component: membrane.